AUGUCAUCAUCUUCAUCGGAUGAAUUCGAAGAGAGAUUGGACGAAGUUUUCGAUGAAAUCUUUGAAGAUACUUUCAACAAUAUAGUGGAGGCCCAAUCCAUACCGCAAAGUAGACGUGCUUAUGUGGAACGAAACCGCGAAGGAGGACACGUCCGCUUAUGGAAUGACUACUUCAGCGCAGAUUGUAUAUUUCCGGCACAUUUAUUCAGACGUCGUUUCCGCAUGAAUAAGGAAUUAUUCUUGCGUAUUGUCCAUGGCCUAUCAGAGUGGGUUCCAUUCUUUCAGCAAAGAAGAGAUGCAACCGGGAGGUUCGGUCUAUCUCCAUUACAAAUAUGUACGGCAGCUAUUCGUAUGCUUGCUUAUGGUUCUGCGGCUGAUGCGGUUGAUGAAUAUCUCCGACUUGGUGAGUCCACUGCACUUUCAUGUUUACAUAAUUUCACUGACGGAAUAAUACAAUUAUUUGGAGAAGAGUAUCUACGACGACCCACACCCGAGGAUCUACAACGACUACUCGAUAUUGGGGAGAAACGAGGGUUUCCUGGGAUGGUCGGGAGCAUUGACUGUAUGCAUUGGGAGUGGAAAAAUUUCCCAACCGCUUGGAAAUGA
Molecule: messenger RNA, 606 nt
Organism: Brassica napus (rape)
Lineage: Eukaryota; Viridiplantae; Streptophyta; Magnoliopsida; Brassicales; Brassicaceae
Exons: 1
Coding region: 1-606 (201 amino acids)
Source: RefSeq, a predicted model, not a curated record